UAGACAAGUUCUCACACCCACACUGCUCCCGCAGCCACUCUACAGACGACCCAACUCAUUUGGUGGCUACGCACAACGUCCAACAUAUCACACAGUUGCCUCGAUUCCACAAAACCGAGCCCCGGUUGUGGAGCGUUCUGUCGACGCAACGUCAAUGCAGUCGCUCCCGCCUGAUCAGCCAGUAAAGCGUCGAUCCCGAAAAUGUAGUCCGCCGUCAGACUCAGAGUCUGAACAGAUCACCGGUCACGUCCUUGCUUCUGGCAAGUUCAAGUGUUCUGACCCAGGUUGUGACGAUCUUCGAUUUGGUAGGCAGGCAGACUUCAGACGCCAUCACACCAACGUGCAUGCAGACAGGAUCCUCGAGUUCUUCUGUCCUAUGUCAGGCUGUGAGCGCUCGAAAAAACCGGCAAGAAAGGGCAAAGGUCGCAGCUUCAAAGGCCGGAAGGACAAGAUGGAAGAGCAUGUCCAGACUGUGCAUCACAAGUUGAGCAAAAAGAGAGAAAGAUCAUCUGAGACCGAGUCGGAUGAAGACAGCAUAGAGACAGAAGAACCACCCCCCAAAACUCAGCGACAAACUCAACACUAAAGGCACCUCAAUACUAGUGGCUACGCCCUGGCUCAUACAGUGCCUUGUAUAGAGCUAUACGUUUGUAUUAUAGCACAUUUGGCGUUUUUGGGAUUAGCGAAGCUGUCUUUUGAUGCAGUCACUUCUUGUGAUCCACUCGCUAGCAUAUUGGGUUGUUGCCCGUUCGGUUACUACUCUUUCGAUCUGCUUCUUGUAUACAAUGUUAGGACAGACAGCGAUGCAGGAGUGUAGGAAGGAUGUCAUAAGGCGCUGUGGUACCAUUGUAAGUAUGCAUUUUAAGACAGAAAAUGACACUUGUUUUAUGUUCAGCCAUUGUUCGGUGAAUGUCACAAACACU
Boeremia exigua is the source of this 923-nucleotide messenger RNA. RefSeq lists its product as uncharacterized. Bases 155 to 586 code for a protein of 143 amino acids. Lineage: Eukaryota; Fungi; Ascomycota; Dothideomycetes; Pleosporales; Didymellaceae. The transcript is spliced from 2 exons. The record is from RefSeq and is a predicted model, not a curated record.